This is a messenger RNA of Dermacentor silvarum, 7278 nucleotides long. Its product is annotated as centrosomal protein of 120 kDa-like. The transcript has 21 exons. Gene Ontology annotation, biological process: positive regulation of centriole elongation; centrosome cycle; interkinetic nuclear migration. Lineage: Eukaryota; Metazoa; Arthropoda; Arachnida; Ixodida; Ixodidae. Gene Ontology annotation, cellular component: centriole; centrosome. The record is from RefSeq and is a predicted model, not a curated record. The coding region runs from base 294 to 3503 and encodes 1069 amino acids.
UUUUUUGACAGACGGUCAGUGUUUGGUACCGCUCCUGGUAUAAAGCACAGACUCACAUUUUCGCUAUAGCACAGGUGACGCGAGACCACCGGAGUAACGAGAAGCUGCAGCAACCGCUUCCUAGGGUAGUUACACGUUCUGCCGCACAGCACUAGGCGGCGGCAAACGUUUCCUGUGAUCAUUCAAAACAGCGCUUCGCUUGAAUGUUGUUGGUAGUUAGAUGUUUCCGUCGACGGCAAAUAGUUUAGUGAGCUGUAAAUAUCGCCUGCGCCUUUUAUCAUUGAUAUGCCAGCAUGAACAAAAAUUAUCUCAUCGUCACUUCGAUCCUGGAAGGAAGACAUUUCCCAACCAGGCACGGCUGUGACAUUGUGAUAGAAGCCAGCUUCGACGGCGAAGUGCUGACCACAGAUCCUGUGCCACACUCCUGUCAUCCUAACUUCAACACGGAGUUGGCAUGGGGCGUAGAUCGCCGAGGUCUUCAUGUGCACAGGCUUCACAGGACACCUGUCAAACUGCAGUGUUUUGUAGUUGAGCGCUCAUCAAGAAAGAAGGAUCGCGUAGGGUACGUUGUGCUCGAGAUACGCGGAAUUCCGGAGAGUGUAAGGAAUGCAAAAUGGCAUCAGUUGCUGAACAACAAAUACCACGGAACCAAGCCAGAGGUUCAUGUAGGGCUGCAUCUGGAGGAGGACACUGUUCCAGAUGCACCUGCCCUAGCUUCUGCAGACCCUGCUCGGGCCGAUCUGAGGCUGCAGCGUGUGGUUGCGCAGCAGCCAGCUGACCAAGCAGCAGGAACUGACCUCGGGGACUUGACGCCCCGCCUCAAUCUGAAAGAUGGCUGCUACGAGAUUGGCAAACACCCCAAGGCUCUGUAUGUCUUCACAGUCACCAUUGCAUUUGCUGCAAACCUCAAUCAUCUUCAAGAAUGCUCAGGAAACAAGCUGUCAGCUGGCCAAGGUGGUCCAUACCACUUCAUUUAUCACUUGCUUGGGCAUGAAGUAGCUACAGAAGCAUUUCCCAGCUUGGCAAGCCCAGAAUUUCCAGCGGAGCGAGCAUCACUGCACAUUCGUAGCAGUGAUCCUGUACUUCGCAGAUUUUUCGCUGCUCAUCCGACCCUUCAGGUACUGCUUUCAUCCGCCGAUUCUGUGAUUGGGGAGACGGAAAUCCCUCUCGGCGACUUCUCAGCCAGCUCUCCAAAGUUCUUCGUCUCUGUGCAAGGCUUGUUUCAGCUAUCUCCUGUUCCGCACAAUGAAGCUCUGAUGAGUAGAAUUGCACCUGAGUACAGGCCAAUUGUUGGUGUCCAUGUUGAGAUUUCAGAAAAAGAGGCAAUAGGAGGCACUGAAAAUGAAACAGAUGGCAGGCAGGAAGAGCCACUGCCCGAGAAUCGUCCUGCACCGUCGCCACCACCACCACCCCCGCCCACAGCCACAAGGCGGGGUGAGAGCCCACAUCCUGCUCCGCGGUCACGCAGUCGAGACGCACGGCCCCGAACACCAACGCAACUUUUGCCUGAGAAAAGCCCCGCACGUCAGCCACGUAGACAUCUGGAGUUCUCGCCCCCACAAAAACUUGGACGUGCUGAAAAUCAGCGGUCUGCCACUGAUGCUGCCUCCAGCCAGGCUAGUGACCUAAGGCCAGCGCAAAGCAGCUCUGGUUUGCGUGCACCUGAAGAUGCCGGGAGGCAGCAGAGUGAAGUGAUUGAUCUGACUGAUGACAGAGACGAGGAGCAGUUUCACCAUUUCUCUCUGAUGCUGGAUAUAAGAAGCUUGGACGUCUUAUCAACCCGUGGCAAGGCAAUGCAGUGUUAUGUGAGAUAUCACUAUCCAUUCUUGGGUACCAGCAAUGCUUUUCAAUCGCAAAAAUGGACCACGGUGGUGCCCAAUCUGAUAGCAACUGUGGUUGGUGGCUUCAGCACAUACAACUUUGCUGCAACACACAAGAUGGUCACGAUGGCGUUUCAAGAGCUUCCACUUAUGGUGGAGAUCCUCAGCCAAGUCGAGCAUGGUGAUAAGCUCUUUGGCACAGCUGAGGUUUCUCUGGCAAGUGUCCUGAGAUGCCCUGCUUCUACUCUCAUCAAGGAAAAUGGGGCGACAGGACAAAGAAAGAUGCAGACAAGCAAGGUUUCUAUUAUGGAUAUCAGGGGGAAAGUGAUUGGGGAGCUUCAAGCAGUCGUGUGCCUUGAUGACCUUGGCAUUACAUCUCUUCCAUCCAGAGAGCCGCCUGGCAGCCUAGGUGAUGCAGCUAGUAGACCUCCUCCAGCACAGGCCGCAGCAGAGUCACGAGAGCGAGAAAUCUUUAAAGUAAUGACAGAGCUGGAGCUGUGGAAGGAGCAGCAAGAGAUUAUGUUCAGAACACGGUUAAAAGAAAAAGAGGAGGCCCAUCUCCGUGCACUUUCAGAAGAGUGGAGGCGGCAAGAUUUUGAGCGAGACUCCGUUCUAAGGCGAAAGAUAAAAGAAAACAAGGAACUGGAGGAGAAGCUCAAGUUUCGUUUGAAAGAGGUUGAGUCACGUGAAGAAGCCCACUGCUCGGAGAGAACGGCUGUAACGGCCAUCUUCAAGCCGGACUUCAUCAACAACCUGUUUGGCUUUGCGUGUUCUGUGUGCGACAGACUGUGGCACAAGAAGGACUUGGGCUGCGUCAUAGCCCCCUAUUUCGAACAGCAAAAGUCAGACUUCCAGUUCCUGAAGACGCGCCUUCAGAAAGAAGCCAAAGAAACACUGAGGCGCUCACUAGAGGAGUAUGAGCACAUGCUGAACAUUGAGAAAAAAAAAGUUCUUGAUCUGGAAGCCGAGAAGCACAAGUUGAAGAGACAGGUUUCCGAACUGGAGGCCAAGCUCCAGGAGCGUGAAAAACUGUUGGAAGAAUUAAAGACCAGCCAGAGAGAUGCUUUCUCGCAGGAGCUCAAAGUCCAGAUGGACUACGAAAAGGCGCUUGCCGAGAAGGUGGCGCUAUUAAAAGAGCUGCAUGAGGCAUUGCGCCAGAAAGAACAAUACAAAGAAAAGUGCGAUCACACUGAAAGCCAGCUUGCAGCUUGCAAGGAACGUUUGAGGCAGACACAGCAUCAAGACCGACAAGAUCGGCAUGAUGAAGUGGAGAGGCUUUAUCAACAGGCCAAAGCGCGUUUUGAAAGUGAUCCUGCAGCCAUGGCGACCUCUACGGGUCCGUUUUCAAACAGCCCAUCAGACGAGGGGGCAUCGUUUGUGACGCCAGAGAAGACGUCGCCGACGCAUUGCGCACCCACUGUGGAAGCCAUGCGAGAGAAACUGGGAGGAUUGCAGCUCACAGCGCCAUCUCUGCCAGCGCAAAGGCAGGACCCCAGCUCACCCAUCGUGUUGGAACAGUCACCACCCGGUGCGUCUGCCUCCAGUUCCUCGUGGAUGGAGCACAUGCGGAGGCUGAUUGAGGAGCGAGACACCCUGCUCAGCUCGGGGGUUUAUAGCAAGGAGGACGCCAUUAUUGUCGAGUUGAAUAGACACAUUGCUGACACUGUCAGAAAGCAUGUGUGAGCUGCUGAAGGUCAGCAGAAAAUGCAAAUAGGAUUGUGCACAUGUUCAUCAGCUGUUUAUUCCAUGAGAAAGAAAAUAGGAUAAAAAGACUUAUGUGUGCAUAUAUGACUCAUUUACCAGCACAAACAAAUGUGUUUUAUUUGAAAGUGCAUAAUAUUCUUGCGCAUAAAUUUCUAUUAUUUCAAGCAGUACAUCUUGCUUUGCUUUGAAGAUAGGCAGACAAAGCUUUAUAUUGCUCAGGGCAAGGUGUUUGUUAACAUGUAGCUGUCAAAGAGACUGUGGGAUUGACUAUGAACUGACUGUAAUAAUAAUUGUUGUUGAAUCAUGUUUCUCACAGGUUACCCGUUGAACUGUCACACUCUGGUUUAUAAGUAUCUGCUGUCAUACCCUUUAGCCAGGUGGAGAUAUUAAAUUGUGUUUGUGAGUUAAGUCUGUUAAAAAGGUGUAUUCAGUUGAUGAUGAUGAUGACAACAUCGAAAAGGCUUGCAUUUUGAUUCCACAUGUUAUUGUGGCAUGUUUUAGUCAGUGCUGAAAGUGUGUUCCAAUGCUAUCCAAAAAAUGUUACCGUGCAUUAUAUAUGUGGCCAUGAUUGUCUUAGCCGAAUAUUACUGCAUAAUAUUAGCAUGAAAUACACAAAUUACUGUAAAAUCUGUAUUUCUUUUUUGUUACUUCUAUAACAUCAGGACAGCUCAUGUAUCAGCUCAACAGGUUUCCUGAGGACCUCAAAAUUGCAUAGUGUUUGCAUUAUUAGGAAAAGGUGGCAAGCAUCAACAUACAAAUGAUUUCAUUGUGUGUUUCUUCUUUUCUUUAGUGUGUGCGAGUUUCAAAAUAAAUGCAGAUGUAUGGUUCAUGGGUUUCACAUUGAGCCUAGAGAAGUAAUGUUUCACUGAGAAAGUCAUGACCACAUCUGCUUCGAUGCAUGCAGUAAUAAUGUAAUGCUCUCAAAAAUCAUUUCAGGCUCACACGAUUGCAACCCCAUUGACACAUUUCAAAAAUGCUUGGAUGGCUAGUUGAAUAGCACUGGUUACGAAGAAAAAAUUUUGGUGAAUGUUUACACAUUUCUGCAGAUUAAAUUGUAUAAACAGGUUGGUUUACCUUUUGUAUGUUUCCCUCUCUCUCUCUUUUUUCCAAGUGUGAGUUGAACAUACGUACAUGUGUGAACAGCAUUAGAAGUAAUGCUCCCAUAUGGCUAAAUCUUAAUUUAACAUGUGUCUAAGCAGCAUGAGUAGACUGUUAGCAUGCAAUCUCGCUACUUGGUCAAGAUCAUGAAUUUGUUUGUUACAAGUUGCAGUGAAUAGUGUACUGCACUGUUAUGAGCAAUAAGCCAGCUUCUGAAUGCUCUGCAUGGUGAUAAUUCAACAACCAUUUAGCAACAGGGAUCGGCAUUUUUGCAUUUAUAAUGCAAAUGGAAAAUGAAAUAAAGUGUAAGCAAACUUGACUUUGGGAUUCCGUAAGCAAAUUGGUGUAAUAUAAUAUACUGAUUGUAAAGCUCAUACUGAAAGGUAUUGUGGUGUACAUACAAUGGUGCAAGGAAAACGGGUCUUAAUCAAACACCAUUAAGACUAACCUUUAAUGCAUAUUUAGGGGAGUAUUUAAUUUUUCUGUAAAAUAGAAAUCAUGUGAGUUGCUUGUGCAAGUUGUUUACUUUUCCUUUGUUGAUGUAAACACAAUUGUGCCAAGAAAAACAACCAGUGCCUCAGAAGAAAAAAUUGUGCUUGUACAUAUUUAUCUCAGAGGGAUGGUUUUUCAUAUGAUAGAUGUGUUCAAAGACCAGAGAUACUCACAAUUGCUCACCCACACUGAGUCACAUUCUAAGCACACGUGAAGUCGACAAUAUGAUGUCAUAUGAUACAUGUCCGUGCUAUGUCAUUUGACAUUUGUCCGUGUCCAAAUUGAAGGUUGUAUAAAGUGUAGUGCUGUUUUGUGCGUAUAAUUGCAUAUUUAGUGUCAGUGUAUUGCCUUUUUGUUUAAUCUAAGAAACAAAAGUUGAUGCUUACAGAUUAUCGCUUAUUUACAGAGAAAUGCAAUUGUAUUGUCUGACGUGUUAUCAAUGGCAUGUAAAUAAUUAGGUCACAUGCUGUCUUCCUCUAUGCAUGUUUGUGUGCUGCAUGUGUUCAUGAUGAAAUUAUGAAAAAGAUGUGUUCAAGCAUGUUGAAACUAGGCUUCGUGGCACAUUGGCAUUGUGUCAAGGAUGCUCAUGUCUCCAGUAGUGUUUCUAUGUGUAGUAAGUGUGUGCUUGUAAAAGUUAAAUUGCAUUGCUCACUCAUAUUUAGCAUAAUCAGUACUUUUAGUUGGGAUAUAAAUCUGAAGUCCAGCACACUGCAGGUGCUGUCCACCAUUAUUUUUGUCGGUUUACUGGGGAGUCCAAGUAUUAUCAUCUUGUUUAUGUUAACGUUAACUUUAAAAAAAAAUAGUUUUGUCUAUGUAAUCGGGGAUUAAUAUUUUAAAAAGGUAGCACUGAUACUUGGAGCCAAACUGCACAUGUUCUUUCCAAAAAUUGAACUUGACUGUGGUGCCGGUGUUCUUCGGAAGUGAUGAGUCACUGUCGAUGCAAAGCUCACCUGUAAAAAGUGAGGAUAUAAGCGAAAGUUACUGAACACAGUUACCAUGCAGGCAAUAAAUUCUCAUUUCAACACUAUCAUGGGUGAGUUUAUCAGGAUCGAUGCACUGCAUAGGCCUACCUCAGCCCAUUAGAAGGGCAAGGCAUGGUGUGUGUACAUGCAUGCAUCCACACACGCAUACAUGCACGCUCACUAGUGUGCUAUAUGCUAUAUGUGCUAUAGGUGACAAAAGUUAGUGGUGCAUGGGAUCUCUGAACAGACUAUUAUUGUGAGGCCUGGGAUUCCGAGUUUUCAUUGCAAUUAUCAUUACUUAUUACUGUAAUGAACAUUUCACUUCUGAAGUAGUAGAAUUAGCUCGUGUGAAUUUUAGAUUAUAUCAGUUCACACUAGAGGUUUGAUGAUGGAUGCACUUCAAACCUAACCUGUUUGUCAAUAUUUCGUCACUGACACCUACAUCAAAAUGUGAGGCACCUGAACAAAGUUUGCAUUGGUUGCCUUAAACCAAAUUUUUCCUGCAGGAGCCACAAUGUGGGGUUGAAUAAUUAUUUACAUUAGCCUUACAGUAUUAGGACGCACCCUACGUUUUGAUUGUGAAGCAUUUUGUUGUGUUUUAACUAAUUGCUAAAGUUGCAGCAAAUUUGUAUGAAAAUGAAACAUUGCUGAGUGAAAAAUGACUUUAAGUAAAUCACAUUCUCAGUAGGUGAUUGUUACAAUUAAAGGAUCAUCGUCAUUAUCAUUAGCCUAUUUAUUUCAACUGCAGGAUGGAGGCCUCUCCCAGUGAUCUCCAAUUAGCCUUGUCUUGCGCCAGCUGACCCCGUCUUAUGCCUGCAAAAUUUCCUCAUUUCAACAGAGCAUGCAUUAUCUGUCGUCCUUGUCUGCACUUCCCUUCUUUUGGCACCUAUUCUGCUACUCUAUUAGACCACCAGUUGUUUGCCCUACACAUUACAUGACCUGCCCAGCUCAAUUUUUUACUCAAUGUCAGCUAGAAUAUCACCCACCUCCAUUUGCACUCUAAUCCGCAGCACACAGGAGCAUAGCUGUAGCUUAAAGGGGCCCUGAACCACUCUUUAUCGAAGUGAAGAAAGCCAUUUGAAGUGAAAAUAGGCUAUUUCAGAAAUACUUUGCCGCAAAAAGUACUUCAAUGCAUUCAGCAGAAUCGGAGUUAUUGGCAAUCAAACACGGCCUCCACUGUGCUCCCACUCCUUCUUCAAUGC